AUUUUAUUAAAAUUUGUUGAGUCAUAAUAAUGGGCAUAGUAUUAUACGAAAUAUUUGAUGACGAUAUAUACUGGAACGCUAUUCAGAUUGCUGUGGAAAAUCUAGCAGCACCAGUCGAUAUUAUUCCUAACACACAAAAACCAACAUACAAUGAAAAUUACGUAUCUCACACUAUUCCUGGUUAUACAUUAUCGGGAUUCAAAAAUCAUUUUCGAAUGUCCCGGCAAAAUGUUGCUGAAUUGUGUCCAGCUUUUGCUUCUUAUACAUGGUUAAUUGAUAAACAGGAAAGCUUUCUGGCAGUUAGUGACCGAUUCGCCUUCUUAAAAGGAACAGUCUAUUAUAUUUUUUUACAGGUCCUCAAUGCCAUAAUAGAAUUAAAGUAGCAGUAUAUCAGAUGGCCAGAUGCCAAUGAAUGUAUGCGUAUUUCAUUAUGAAUUGAAAAUCAUUUUCCUGGUGUUACAGGAAGCAUUCAUUGAUGGAUGCCAUGUAGACAUUAAGCAGCCUGUAAAUAUUGAUAUGGAUUUUUACAAUCGUAAAGAGCGGCACAGUAUUAUACUCCAGGCGGUAUGGGAUGAUAGAUGCAUCUUUACAGAUGUAUUUGUUGGAAUACCUGGAAGGGUACAUGAUGCAAGAGUUUUCGAAAUAGUCCAUUGCACAGAAAAAUCAUCAGUCAUCCACCUUUGAUUCUCUUUUCACAGCAUUUGGGUUACUUAAAGGUACCUAGUUAAAAAUAGAAUUUACAAUACUUCUUUAAUUCUAAAAUUUUUAUUGUGUGUAAAUGGAGACUUUUAAAAUAUCUUGAUAUGUCAUUAGCAGAUAAAGUUCCAGAAGUUAUUUUAAGUAA
Molecule: messenger RNA, 844 nt
Organism: Psylliodes chrysocephalus
Lineage: Eukaryota; Metazoa; Arthropoda; Insecta; Coleoptera; Chrysomelidae
Source: the annotation of a GenBank genome assembly